Didymella exigua CBS 183.55 is the source of this 636-nucleotide messenger RNA. RefSeq lists its product as uncharacterized. The transcript has a single exon. The record is from RefSeq and is a predicted model, not a curated record. The annotation marks the transcript as partial. NCBI's taxonomy places the organism in Eukaryota, Fungi, Ascomycota, Dothideomycetes, Pleosporales, Didymellaceae.
AUGGGCGUCUACUACGAAACCAUCCCAGACAGCCUCAUCCCAUGGAUCAAGAAGCAGCAAAUGCUCUUCGUCGGCACGGCCCCGCUUGCAGGCGACGGCCACAUCAACAUCUCUCCCAAGGGCGGCGAGAACUUCUUCGGCGUCCUCUCCCCCACCCAGUUCUGGUACAUGGACCUGACCGGCUCCGGCAUCGAGACGCACGCUCACCUGCACGAGCCGGGUAACGGGCGCAUCUGCGUCAUGUUCAUGGCGUUCGAGGGCGCGCCGCAGAUAGUAAGGGUCUGGGGCGCCGGCCGCCCGCUCGAGAACGGGACGCCCGAGUACGAGCGCUUCGUGCAGGAGCAAAAGGUCACCACCAUCCCCGGCAGCCGCAGCGUUAUCGUCGUCGAUGUGCACCAGUGCGCCACGAGCUGUGGGUUCUCAGUCCCGCGCUACGAUUUCGUCGCGCAUCGGCCUAUUCUGAAUGAGCACUUUGAGAAGAAGGAUAAGAAAUUCCAAGCCGGUGAUGAGAAGGAGUCGAUGGAUCGCUACUGGGCGUGGAAGUCUGCGCGCAGCGUCGACGGCAUGCCCGGUAUGAAGAGGGGUGUGCAGUACGCAGAGCAGCAUGGCGUCGAGCCGCUGCGGAAGUGGAAGGGG